GAGAUCAAAGCAUCAAGGUCAGGCCUUCAGAAAAAGAGGAUGUUUUUGAGAAUAAAGAAGAAAUUUAUGAUGAUAUAAUUAUAGAAUAUAAAUCUUGGUUUUUCCUCGAACAUAUUGAAACUGAAGAAUAUUAUUUAAGACUUUUUGAACUUAUUAAAGAAAAGGAAAAUGAAGAUAACUAUUCAAAACUUUGCAGAGUAAAUGCUUUUGAGACACUGGUUAAUGAAAGAGAACUUAAAAGAUCAGAUAUUGCAAAAAU
Racocetra persica is the source of this 259-nucleotide messenger RNA. The record is from the annotation of a GenBank genome assembly. Lineage: Eukaryota; Fungi; Glomeromycota; Glomeromycetes; Diversisporales; Gigasporaceae.